Talaromyces atroroseus is the source of this 2247-nucleotide messenger RNA. RefSeq lists its product as hypothetical. Gene Ontology annotation, molecular function: DNA binding; zinc ion binding. The coding region runs from base 1 to 2247 and encodes 748 amino acids. NCBI's taxonomy places the organism in Eukaryota, Fungi, Ascomycota, Eurotiomycetes, Eurotiales, Trichocomaceae. The record is from RefSeq and is a predicted model, not a curated record. Gene Ontology annotation, cellular component: nucleus. Gene Ontology annotation, biological process: DNA-templated transcription. The transcript has 6 exons.
AUGCUGAAUAUUCAGAGCAUGCACGGCCGCUGCCGCCACCCAGCCGUCGCAGAGACAAACCCCAGCUAUCCUGUAACCUUUGCAGAAGACGAAAGUAUGGGCCAUGCCACGAUAUACGUUGUAAAAACCAGAUAUCUGAUUUUAUUCCCUCCCAGGCUAAAAUGUGACCGUGGCAUGCCGUGUGAUGCAUGUGCUCGUCGUGGACUAGCUCUGUCGUGCACUUAUCCGGCUUCCACUCCACUCCAAAGUGGUAAAAGACUGAUUAAUCCGUCUUCUACGGCUAUGCACAAUAAGAUUGCCAACUUGGAGAAACUAGUACUAUCGAUGAAGAGCCAGAAUGGCUAUCCCACGGAAAAUGGUCAAGUAUCAGAGUUGAAUAAUUUAACCGAUUUGCAUAAAAGCUUUGGCAGGAUUGGGUUGGAAAAUACCGAAACGAAUUAUGUCGAAGGUUCACAUUGGACUGCGAUUCUGGAUGGGAUUGCCGAAUUAAAAGAUUACUUUGACGAUGAUCCAGAGACGCCUGAAGAAGACAAAGAAGAUGAAAGACCUUCAGGCCCCGGCCCUGCACUUUUGCUGGGAAAUUAUCAAAAGCUUGACCGGCAACAAAUACUUUCAACGAUUCCACCAAAGCAUGAAGUAGACAGACUUGUUUCAACCUUCUUUAAUACACCAAAUAUGUAUUUGCUUGCUCUUCACGGCCCAACCUUCCUGGAGGAGUACGAUCGAUUUUGGAAGUACCCUCAAAAGACAUCCACGAUGUGGGUUGGCUUGUUGUUCGGCAUAAUGUGUCUUGCUUGCAUAUACCAAAAAUCUAUAAAUUCAGCUAUGAACAUGCCGGGAUUAAUGGAAUAUAACUGGCAGACGCAGCGCCGAAUUGAGCUAUACCGAGAGCGAGUGAUCCAGUGUCUUACACUUGCCGACUACACCAAGUGUGGACCCUAUACAUUGGAGACAUUGAUCUACUACCUAUCCAUUGAAUAUACUAGUAUUACCGACAAUCAAACCGGAGUCUGGGUAUUACUCGGGAUCGUUGUGCGAAUAGCAAUUCGAAUGGGCUAUCAUCGAGACGGGUCUCACUCCCCGCGUCUAUCGCCUUUCCAGACAGAGAUGCGUCGCCGGAUCUGGGCAGUCAUUUACCUUCUCGACUCGGGGGCAGCUGAUCAGUAUGGACUUCCUCGAAUGAUAAACCAGUCUCUCUCAGAUACAAAAGAACCGCUCAACCUCAUUGACGAGGACAUCGGCCCCGACAUGGAGCAGUUGCGUCAACCCAGACCAGAUUCUGAACCGACCAUGAUAGGAUUCCUCGCAAUCAAGAACCGACUCAUAGCAACGCAGAACACGAUUACAGAUCUCACAAGCUACCCGAACAAAGCAGUCUCGUAUAAACAAAUCAUGAAGCUGGAUGGUAUUAUACAAGAGCAGUUCCAAAGCAUCCCCCCGGCUCUUCGAAUGCGUCCAUUGAGCAAAUCGCUCUCCGACAGCACGGAUGUGAUUGCAAAUAGAUUGUUCCUCACUCUUAUUAGCUACGCGUCACGCUGUCUGCUACACCGGGAUUACUUGAUGGCGGCACACUCCGACGAUAGAUACGAGUAUUCUCGCAAAGCAUGCAUUAGCGCCGCACUUGAAAUCUUGCGUAUCCAGGAACACGUCCGCGAAGAGUGCCAGAUUGGAAGACGCCUAUAUCAAGAACAGUGGAAAUUCCAGUCUUCGAUUAAACAUGUGUUUUUCCUUGCAAUGACUAUUCUGUGUGUGUAUCUGAAUCGCCAUCUGGGAGAAGGACCAGGUAAAAGCAGGAUUGGUGACGAGUCAUUGGCGAAGAUAAUUCAAGCUUUGAGCACGUGUUAUGAAAUUUGGUCCGAAUCUAGUGACGCUUCCCGUGAAGCGAAAAAGGCUGCUGAAAUGCUGCGUCUCGUCCUUGGGAAGACCCAAAAGCCAGGAAGACUGAAUCAGACGACGCGAGCCGCCGUUGCUAUGAAUCAUGAGCCGUCUGCUGAUGCAAUAGACCCCUCGCUAUUGACCCCAGACCAGUCGACCCCAGACCAAACGUUGUGGGGGAAUUACGAGCUGGAAAGUCCCUGCGAUAUGACUCACUUGGAUCCGAUGAACACUGGCGGGGCUGAUGACUUGAACAUAGGGGAUUGGAGCCUGGAUUCCUUGACGUCGGACAAAUCGUUCAUGGACAAUGUCGUAGGCUCUGACUGGUGGGCUCAAUUUGAUGCCCCAUCUAGAAACCAAUCAUUUUAUUAG